This is a messenger RNA of Caenorhabditis auriculariae, 1410 nucleotides long. The record is from the annotation of a GenBank genome assembly. NCBI's taxonomy places the organism in Eukaryota, Metazoa, Nematoda, Chromadorea, Rhabditida, Rhabditidae.
AUGAAAGACGAGAAAGAGAAGAAGUCCUUGCGACCCGUAGCCUUCGUGGCGGUGGUCUUCUCGACAGUGGCCAUCACGAGUUGUCUGGUCACGUUCCCGCUCAUCCUGCACUACAUCCAGACGCUCGAGUCUCAGGUGCAGCUUGACCUCGAGUUCUGUCAGGCUCGUGCUCGCGACAUGUGGAAGGAAAUGCUGGACAUCGAGACUGGCGGCAAGAAAAAUCCUGGCAAGCUCGCCGACAUCAUUCUCAACCAUCGCCGCCUCGAAAAACGGUUAGCUCUAACUUCAUAAUCUUUCUUCUUGUUUGAAUUUUUUUGAAUAUUUUCCUGUAAAAAAGUCAUUGAUUUCAGAGACACGCUAGCCGAUUUCUGGUCGCGAAGACUCCACGACCAGGAGCUGCGCGACCAACCUGUCGGCUACGACACGCCUUCAGCCGGAGUCGACAGCUUCGAGAACGGCAGCGGUGGUGGCUGCUGCACUUGCCACCGUGGACCACCAGGCCCUGCCGGAGACGCCGGAAGAGACGGAGUCGACGGAAUCGACGGCACUCCUGGAGAGAUCGGAGCUCCUGGAGCUCCAGCGCCGCCAGGUCCAGACCCGCUUUCGCUCUUCCCACCACAAUGUCCAUGCGAAGCACCACCUGGGGAGCCUGGACCAAAAGGUCAGCCAGGACCAGAUGGACCACCUGGAGCGCCUGGUAACUCUGGAGAAGACGGAAAGCCUGGAGAUCAAGGACCUCGAGGUCCUCCGGGCAUUCCCGGAGCUCCUGGACAGCCUGGAAGACCAGGAACUCCUGGAGAGCCGGGAACCUACAAGUAAGAAAUUUACCUGAUUUUUUUUUCUUUGAACUUUGAAAACCAUUCAGUGUUUGAAAAAAAAUUUCAUACUUAUACUGAGCUGUACAAAUUUUUAACACUACAUUAGGAGAAACUUUUUUGGAUUGAAAUAGAACUUUAUUUGGUUUUUCGAAUUCUUUUGAAACGAAAAUUCACUACCGACCUUUGAUUUUUUCACUAUCUCCAAUCGAUUAAUAUCAAUAUCAUGAGAAACAAAAAAUUCAAGUUCUGUUUUAACUUCCUGUGAUUUAUUGUUUUUAGCUACUGCAAAAAAAAGAACUCGUCUUAUCACACUAUUUUUUUCGUAGCUAAAUCAAAAAAUUUCAGAACGGAAGUCGGACCAGCAGGACGACCAGGAUCUCCAGGAAGACCCGGACCACCCGGUCAGCCAGGUCCCAACGGACCUCCUGGAGAAGACGGCAAACCAGGAGCCCAAGGACCAUCAGGUCUUCCUGGAAGUCCAGGCCAGCCAGGACAAAACGGACAGUCGGGACCCGUCGGAGCCGCCGGCGAAAACGGAGCUCCUGGAAGCUGCGACCACUGUCCUCCGGCCAGACUCGCCCCAGGCUACUGA